AUGUCAGUGCGGCCCUCUGACGCAACCCUCGCAGUUCCACCUCAAAUGGUUCGCGGAGCCCGCGGCUGUUUUCAGUUUAUUCUCCGAGUACGUCCGGAAAAGCAACGAGAGACGGACACCCAGGGAAGGGAAAGCAAGGCCCAGGCCGGGCCGGGCCAGGCUGAGGGGGUGGCGAGCCCGGGGGUCUGGGGGUGGGCGCCGCGGGGAGACGGCUACCGGGGGUGGGGGAAGGCCGGGGCCGCGGGGGAAGGGCUGCUCGGCAAGCCGACCGAGGCCGGGGACGAGGGGGCAGCCGGGGCAGCCGGAACCGGACUUGACUGGGACCUGGCUGAGAGGAGGCCUCCGGGGACACUGGGGCCGGGCCGGAGGCCCGCCGCGCACACGCGCGCUUCUCCGAAGAUCUCCCGGGUCCUCGCGGCUGGCCCUCGCAGAGGGCCGCUCGCCACCCCCACCCGGCCCCUCACCACCCCCACCCGGCCCCUCACCCCUCACCCAGGCCCGGCCGGGAAAGCGCGGGGACGCGAGAGUCCGCGCGGGAGAAGCAGUAUCUGCAGGGACGCGCUCAGGCCGCUGGGCGCCAGCUCCCGCCGCCGCUUCCCGCGCGCUGCAGGCCCCGCCUCCUCGUGGGGCGGGGCUCUCGAGACUGCCCGCCUCGUGGGCGGGUCUCCACAGAGCCCCCGCCCCGCCGCGGAGGCGUGA
This is a messenger RNA of Rangifer tarandus platyrhynchus (Svalbard reindeer), 699 nucleotides long. Lineage: Eukaryota; Metazoa; Chordata; Mammalia; Artiodactyla; Cervidae. The record is from the annotation of a GenBank genome assembly.